AUGAAAGUUCAUAAGUUUGUAACAUCUGGACCGCCCCAAAACCGCAAACACGACUCCAAGGCCCCUUUGCACGUGCGCAGGAAGAUCAUGUCGCAGCCACUGUGCAAAGAGCUGCGACAGAAACACAACGUCUGCUCAGUGCGUAACCUCAAAGAUGACGAGGUCCAGGUGGUUCGAGAGCACUACGAAAGUCAGCAAGUUGAAAAGGUGGUCCAGGUGUACAGAAAGAAAUACGUCAUCUACAUCGAGCGGGUGCAGCGGGAUAAGGUCAAUGGUAUGGCCAUCCAUGUGGGCAUUCAUUCCAGCAAGGUGGUCAUCACCGGGCUAAAACUGGACAGAGAUCAGAAAAAUGUUCUUGAGCGUAAAGCCAAAUCUCGACAAAUUGGAAAAGAGAAAGGCAAACACAAGAAAGAACCUAUCGAGAAAACGCAGGAACGAGUGUGA
Molecule: messenger RNA, 444 nt
Organism: Sorex araneus (European shrew)
Lineage: Eukaryota; Metazoa; Chordata; Mammalia; Eulipotyphla; Soricidae
Product: 60S ribosomal protein L26-like
Exons: 2
Coding region: 1-444 (147 amino acids)
Biological process (GO): cytoplasmic translation; ribosomal large subunit biogenesis
Cellular component (GO): cytosolic large ribosomal subunit
Molecular function (GO): RNA binding; structural constituent of ribosome
Source: RefSeq, a predicted model, not a curated record